CACGGCACGCUGCCUGUUUGUUGUCUGUUGGUGUACGGCAGCGAUGUUGAUGUCUACGGUGAACGUGUCAAGAGACGCGACGCACAAUUGUCACUGGACUACUUAGACUCUCUGCUUUUCACAUGGUUUGCACUUUUUCUCUUCCUGCAUAUUGUUGCGCAUGCUGUGACGAUAUGGAGUAAAUGGGUAAAGGACUAAACUAAACCUUGAUAUUUGGGAUCUGCACCCAAGUGAACCAGCACGUGUAUAUUUAAGUCAAGCAUAUUGGUUGACAAUGAGUUCCCAAGUCGACGCAAAUGUCCCCACUCCUGACAUGCCUGCGGUGUUUGACGGCAUGAAGCUGGCGGCUGUGGCCACGGUGCUGUAUGUCAUCGUACGGAGCCUCAACCUGAAAAGCCCCACGGCGGCCCCUGACAUCACCUGUCAAGAUACCCCUCUCAUUCGCUACCUACUGAAAUCUUGCCCAAUUCUAACCAAAGAGUACAUUCCCCCGCUGUUAUGGGGGAAAAGUGGACAUCUCCAGACUGCUCUUUAUGGCAAGAUUGGAAGAGUGAAGUCCCCUACACCCUACGGGCUUCGUAUGUACCUGCCCAUGCAAGAUGGAGCCACUGCCACCUUUGACCUGUUUGAGCCGCAGGGCGUCCACAACACUGGAGAUGACAUCACCAUGGUGAUCUGUCCUGGGAUCGGUAACCACAGCGAGAAGCAUUAUAUACGGACCUUUGUGGAUUAUUCCCAGAAACAAGGCUACAGGUGCGCCGUCCUUAACCAUCUCGGAGCGCUGCCAAACAUCGAGCUCACAUCCCCGAGGAUGUUCACCUACGGUUGUACCUGGGAGUUUUCUGCUAUGGUGGGCUACAUUAAACGCACAUUUACGCAAACCCAACUAAUCGUGGUGGGCUUCAGUUUGGGAGGAAACAUCGCAUGCAAGUUUCUGGGGGAGAAUCCUGCCAAUCAGGAAAGAGUACUGUGCUGUGUCAGCGUGUGCCAGGGUUAUAGUGCUCUAAGAGCUCAAGAGACAUUUCUACAAUGGGACCAAUGCAGAAGACUCUACAAUUUUGUUAUGGCAGACAACAUGAAAAAAAUUAUUCUGUCCCACAGGGGAAGUUUAUUUGGUACAAGCUAUAGCAAAAUGGAGUUAGCCGACCUCAGUCGCCUAUACACAGCCACUUCACUGAUGCAGAUUGAUGACAACAUUAUGAGGAAGUUUCAUGGACACGACUCCCUAAAGGACUAUUAUGAGAAGGAGAGCUGUGUGCAUUAUAUUCACAAUAUCAACGUUCCUCUUCUCUUGGUGAACUCCUCAGAUGAUCCUUUGGUCCAUCAGUCCUUGUUGACGAUACCUCGCACACUAGCAGAAAAGAAGCCAAAUGUUAUCUUUGCACUGACGCUUCACGGUGGCCAUCUUGGCUUCUUCGAGGGUGCCGUUCUCUUUCCACAACCGCUUUCCUGGUUGGACAAAGUCAUAGUCAGUUACUCCAAUGCUAUCUGUCAGUGGGAGAAGCACAGACCGCAGUGCCGCUAGGCAUCAUAUCACACUGUGCAAUACUUGCAGUGGUGUUUACGUUUUCUUUGAAGUCAGGUUGGAUGUUUAAAUGAUGGCUACUAAAGGUUUGAAUCACCAGCGUUUUUUGCUCUGACCUUUAAGGGGGACAUUAGGAGCACAGACUACAGGUUAAGUUGGACAUCAUUAUUGCAGUCGUGUUGUUGCUACACCGUGGGAUGUGUGGUAUGUUUAAGAAGGUCAUAGGAAUAAUUUGUGAACUAACAUAUUGCAUGAUCAAACUUUAAAAAUGUAAAGGUGUUGAUGGGUAGAGGUACAGAUGUUUUGUAAAAAACUGGCUGUAAAUUCAAAUGUAUGUCAUAUAAAGGUUUUCUGUCCUAUUGCCUUAAAACAUCAGAUCAGCCUUUAAUGACCUUAAAAAUGUGUUUGUUUGUUUGAAAACUGUUAAUAUGGUAAUGUUUGACAAAAAAAACUGUUGCCUUGAAUUUACUUACAUAUAUUCUAUCACAACUUUUAUAAAUAAAUAAACAAAUUAUCACUUGUA
Messenger RNA from Misgurnus anguillicaudatus (oriental weatherfish), 2048 nucleotides. RefSeq names its product abhydrolase domain containing 2, acylglycerol lipase b (gene abhd2b). NCBI's taxonomy places the organism in Eukaryota, Metazoa, Chordata, Actinopteri, Cypriniformes, Cobitidae. Gene Ontology annotation, molecular function: monoacylglycerol lipase activity; acetylesterase activity. The record is from RefSeq and is a predicted model, not a curated record. Gene Ontology annotation, biological process: acylglycerol catabolic process; steroid hormone receptor signaling pathway; medium-chain fatty acid biosynthetic process. Gene Ontology annotation, cellular component: sperm flagellum; sperm plasma membrane.